AUGGCUGCCACUCGGUCUUGUUUGCGCCGAGCGCAGGCGGUGGUCGGGAACGGCGCCGGCCUGAUUCCGUGUCUCGCCGCGCUCGGACUGGUGCUUCUCCAAGCCGGCGCCGCCGUCAACCUCUGGAACACCCGCGAGCGAGGGCAGUUCAACUUCUCACCAUCGUCGAGCUUGGCGAUAUCCGAACUACUUCGAUUUCUAAUAGCGACGCUUCUGUUGAAGCGCGAGACUCGCACGCGCGCCGCGAGCGCCGAGUACUUGUCGCUGGACAAUAGAUCGGACGAGCUGGAUCAUGGCAACGAGGAUGGCCGGUCAUCAAGCGAGUUUGCCGUCGAGAAGUUCUCGCGCAGUGCGCCCAUUGGAAGCGCCAGGGCGCUGUGGCGCUAUGCAUGGGGAGACGCCGACGUCAGGUUUGGGCUCAUGAGGAUCGCUUUGCUGCAGAUGCUCAGCAACAACUUGGUACGGGUUCCGGAGCGUUCGGAUGAAUGGUGCAACUGGACGAACGAGGGCUGA
Messenger RNA from Colletotrichum spaethianum, 513 nucleotides. RefSeq lists its product as uncharacterized. The transcript has a single exon. Lineage: Eukaryota; Fungi; Ascomycota; Sordariomycetes; Glomerellales; Glomerellaceae. Bases 1 to 513 code for a protein of 170 amino acids. The record is from RefSeq and is a predicted model, not a curated record.